Messenger RNA from Rubroshorea leprosula, 669 nucleotides. Lineage: Eukaryota; Viridiplantae; Streptophyta; Magnoliopsida; Malvales; Dipterocarpaceae. The record is from the annotation of a GenBank genome assembly.
ACCCAUCUGCCGUUUCACUUCCUCUCCUAAUUCCCACUGUUUUUGCCCUCUCGCAUCUCUCUUGUUCGUUUCUCUCUGCCGAUCUUGUUCUUCUUUUCAACAAUCAAGCACGGUGUGAUGGAACAAGAAGCAGUGAAAUCCUUGGUUCAGAUGAAAAGCGCUGAUGGGUCUAACCCAAGCAGCUCAGAUGCUGUAAGUAGAGUAAGUAAGCUGCUGUUUCGUCGGAUGCUGGUAGGAAUCAAGGAUGGAAGGUUUUUCUUAGGCAAUUUCCACUGCAUGGACAAGCAGGGUAACAUCAUUCUCCAAGAUGCAGUGGAGUAUCGAAGUACCAGACGCACUUCUCCUUCUCCUAUGGAACAAAGAUGCCUUGGUCUAAUACUUAUCCCUUCCUCUUGUCGAACCUCCUGUCAUGUGGAUUGCUCCAUUGAAGAACAGUUGUCUCUCCUAAAGGUUUAGGAACAAAGAAUAUGAUGCUUUUGUGAAUUCUAAUUUAGAAAUUUUGUGAACCCUGUCCCCACUCGAUUCACAUCCUAUCCAAUAGCUUCAGAUAAAUUUGAUUCUUCAAAGAGUUCGGCUUUGUUUGUAGUUGAAAGUUGACCAUUGAUAGUUUUGUUUAUAUAAUUCAAAUAUUCUUAUUCGACUUAAAGAGAGGAGCAUGCUUUCAAAUCU